AUGAAGGGGUGGAUCACUGUUGCUAUUGCACUCACAAGCUGCAUAGUGGGAUGGACAAAUGACAUUGGCGUUUCUGCAGAUAGACAAACCGCCCCAGUCAGGACACCUCCCUCUCCUUGCAACGGCUUUGCUGAUGAGUACCAGCUUCCUAUCGACCAGUUCUUCUACCUCGGUGCCCACGAUGCAACCAAUCCUAAACGUCAAGAUCGCGACAUUACCGACUUGCUGUAUGAUGGGGUUCGAUGGAUUGAUCUCAAGCUUUGUCAUUCAUCUGAUAGGCAGCAGCUUACCACUUGUCCGGGUUCGGUUACACUACACGAAUUUGCCGAUCAAGUCCUUGAUUUCGCCCGUAUCGAACCAGAACAAGUUAUUAUCGUGCAUGUAUCGACACCAGAGGAUGCAUCUCUAGACAAGGCUUUUGAGGAUACUUGGGAUGAAGUAUGCAAGGUCCAUGCAGAGCGUACGGAAGGCACGGAUGAAUUUGUCAAACGCGAGUGUCCUUUCGUCUACACGCACAAAAAAGGGGGUCGAUGGCCAUCGAUUGGUGAAUUGGUGAAUUAUGAUCCAGAAAUGGCACAAUGGCAAGGUGAUGGCGAAUUAGUUGGUGUACGUUCGAGAAUCAUCCUUACAGCCGAACCCUCUGUGGCAAAGGGAACGACCUACUUUUCAAAGCCAUUUUGGCGUUCAUCAACAACACAAGGUGCCGGAAAGCUUAAAGAGCAUAUGCAUGAACUUUGCAAAACUUCAGGUGGAAUAGCUCUUGAAGCUUAUGCUGACAAACAAGGCGAUGACAUUGUUGACGAGACUUUUGAUCCUGUUACUUGGGAGGAGAUCAUCAUGUCGUCAGCUGCAUGCAACAUCAAUGGCACACCUCGCGACAGCCGCCUCAGCUUGAUUCAAGUCGACUUUUACGAGAAGCAUAUGGAUUACUUGCUUGAGUUGCAGCAACGUAUGGUUCCGAUGAAUUAUGCAAAGUGGAAAGGAAACGAUUACACUGUGUCACCAUCCAGGCUUGUCACCCUUCGACGUGUAAAAGAUGAACUAUAG
Lichtheimia ornata is the source of this 1047-nucleotide messenger RNA. RefSeq lists its product as uncharacterized. NCBI's taxonomy places the organism in Eukaryota, Fungi, Mucoromycota, Mucoromycetes, Mucorales, Lichtheimiaceae. The record is from RefSeq and is a predicted model, not a curated record. Gene Ontology annotation, molecular function: phosphoric diester hydrolase activity. Gene Ontology annotation, biological process: lipid metabolic process. The transcript is spliced from 9 exons. Bases 1 to 1047 code for a protein of 348 amino acids.